CGUGCCCUAACUUUAAUUUUAUUUACAUCUCAGCGACCUUGACGAAAAUUGAGCUGGCCUUAACAAAUAGAUUUAGUCUGGUUAGAAUUACACAACUUUGUUACUUUUACUUUGACGUCACAUUGGAGCUGGUUCCUGCAACGUAAAAUGAUUGAAAUUUGGUAGACCUACCUGUGAUGAGAUUCAGCGCGAAUUUGUAUUAAGACAAAGAAUGGAUGUUAGUGAACAUGAACAUUGUCGUAACUGUUUAAGAUUAUACUGUACAUGGACACCAAAUGGCUUUGAUAGUUGUCAAAUGGUGGACUGUAAUAAUGGAUGUGGUGCACGCUAUCAUCAAUGUAAACAGAAUGAACAUAAUUUAUUGUGUUUGGAAGAACGAGUAGCUUGCAUUAAUAAGGAGUAUGGCUGUAGAACAACUAUGGCAAGAUCCAAACUUGGCACCCAUCUUGAAGUCUGUCCCGCCAGUGUUUUAUGCUGCCCUCUAGAAUGGAACAGAUGGCCGCUGCACUCUCAAGAGAAAGGUUUCAAAAUGGCAAUACCCAGCAACACAUACCCAGUACAAUGCGGCCAGUUAGAUGUCGCACUUGCCCUUCGAGAUCAAAGAAUGUUAAUAGAAUCCUUUAAGGCUCCGUCUAGAACCCAGAAUAUAUUAAGAAAUAAUUUAACUCGCAAAUACCCGGCUGCACCAAUUCAUAGAUGCUGUUCAAUAGAAUCAGAUGAUUUCCCAUCUGAAGAUACUUCAUAUGGUGUUUCUGAUGAUGAUGACGCUCCAUGGAAACUGGGACGGAUGCCCCCAGGUCUACAACGAAGUAUCUGUAACAAAUUAUAUCAAGUCGCAAAACAGACCACUAAUCCGUUAACUGUUACUUUAGAUCUUGUGACCAAUAAUCCUAAUGCAGCAGAUGCAGAUGUGAGAAAGCAUGUUGACAUUCAUAUAUCAGAGAGCGAUUCAUCAGAUCGAAGUCGAUCAGCAUCGGUAGAAUUUCAUCCCAGUGAUUCCGGUGUCAAGGAGGAUAACUCUAUAAUAAAUAACAUUGAACAUCGUAACGUUGAACUCCAUGACAUUCUUGGUGUUGAUUUAACUAUUGAAUGCAUCAGUAAAUAUAAAUCAAAACCUAGUUCGAUGUACACGUUUUUAUGUGCUCAAUACUUCCGUCGAGAUGAAUUUUCCUCUCAUACAAAAAAUGUCCACAAUGACAUACAAUCAGGUUUAAAUGGCAUGUUAGAACAUAGAUGCCCAUUGGCUUAUUUGGGAUGCACAUAUACCUUUCGCAAGCUUCGACCUAAAUCUGAUAACGCUUACAUUGUCCAUAGUGCUUUGUUGGAAAGUUUUGGGUUACGUUACAAAGAUCCUGGUAGUGUUGAUCCCUAUCUGUGCAAUGCACGUAAUCAAGAUCAAAGGUCACAAACUGGUGCAUGUAGUAGAUCAAGGUCAAGAUCCGGGGAUAAAGGGGAUGAUUUGAAGAAAUCAGUGAAUUCUAUGUCAACGUUCAGACAUACACCAAGAAUUAACACUGGUCUUAGUUGGAAUUCAGCUGUGGAAAUUCACUUUGAUCCAGAGUUAUGUCCUGAAGAUCAUGAAUAUUCAACGUUGUUAAACCUGCCAUUUGAGAUACUACAACAUAUAGCUCGUGGAUUAGAUAGUUUUAGUAUAUGUAAUUUAUCAUUAACGUGUUGUUUAUUACGAGAUGUGUGCUGUAGUUUACUUGAUGAACGAGGUAUUGUUGUUCAACUUUGGGAGAAAAAAAGAAAGCAAAAUGGAGAAGAUGAAAAAGUGACAUGGAAAGUGAAAAAUAAUAGCUGGAGUUUUUCUACUGCAUUUACACCAAUCGAUUCCUGGGAAUUCACAGAUCAUCCAACUGUUAGUGACCAUCUGAAAACCUGUCAGUACAACAAAGAUAAAUUAAAAUGGAAUGAGAAAUUCUCUAUUCUUCCUCAUAACUAUGUACCAAUGGAUAAAAAACUGGAGCAGCUUUUAUUCACCAGAUUAAGAGACUGAUUGGUGUGGCUUGCUGCUUGUUAGAAUGAUAGCUACACAUGUAGUAGUAUUGUUAGAAUGAAUCAUCCCCCUACUACCAACAGUUAACCUGAAUUGUGGAUUGUUUGAAAUUAAUGAAUGCUAUAAGAUAAGAUCUCCAUCAAUACAUACAUGUAUCUAUUAUUUAUAUCUGGUAUACAAUCAUAGAGGACUAAUAUAGAUCAUGUACAUGUAAUAUUUAUUGUAUUCAUCAUGAACAUAGUGUCAAGAUUUAACUUAUAGACCGGAGGCUCAGCGCUGGGGGGGGGUCCCUCAAAUGGGCACAACACCAGACCCAACUUUUCUAGAGUAAAAUUUUGCGUAGGAUACGAUGCCGAGUGGUAAUCAGUCCGCCGUUGGGGCGUUUUUGAGAUAUUCGGGGUCAAAUGAGUUCAUUUGCUCUGAAAGUGAAUGCGCAGUCAU
This is a messenger RNA of Patella vulgata (common limpet), 2440 nucleotides long. RefSeq names its product F-box only protein 30. The transcript has 4 exons. Gene Ontology annotation, molecular function: protein binding; zinc ion binding; ubiquitin protein ligase activity. The coding region runs from base 212 to 1999 and encodes 595 amino acids. The record is from RefSeq and is a predicted model, not a curated record. NCBI's taxonomy places the organism in Eukaryota, Metazoa, Mollusca, Gastropoda, Patellidae.